Nymphaea colorata (pocket water lily) is the source of this 2249-nucleotide messenger RNA. Its product is annotated as probable WRKY transcription factor 4. The transcript is spliced from 4 exons. The record is from RefSeq and is a predicted model, not a curated record. Gene Ontology annotation, biological process: regulation of DNA-templated transcription. The coding region runs from base 357 to 1982 and encodes 541 amino acids. NCBI's taxonomy places the organism in Eukaryota, Viridiplantae, Streptophyta, Magnoliopsida, Nymphaeales, Nymphaeaceae. Gene Ontology annotation, molecular function: DNA-binding transcription factor activity; sequence-specific DNA binding.
UCUCCCAAGAACACAAAGAGAGAGAGAGAGGGGGGGAGAGGGAGGAUAUCAUACGCCAGAAUCUGGACUUCAUCUAGUGCAGCAAGAUCGGUUUCUCUCUCCUCCGUUUGCCGAAGGAGAGGAAGAAGAAGAAGAGGAGGAAGGGUGGAAGCUAUUAAGAAGAAGAAGGAAGAAGCAUCAACGUUGGAAGAUUGUUGCGGAUGAUGAUGAUGUUGGUGGUAUGCGACUGUUUUGAGAACAGAGAAGGAGGGGGAGAAGGGUAGGGGAGUAAGAGGACGACAGUGAAUUCUUGUUUGGUUGGUUGGUUGGUCGGUCGGUGGACCUGCAGAAAGGGUAGGGAAGCAAGGGGAAGAGAGAUGGCAGAUAAAACCAAGGGUGGAGUGAGCGAUGGUGGUGCUAGCGGUGGUGGUGGUGGUGGUCCAGGUUUCCUAGCUUCACUUCCUCCUUCUGCUCGGCCGACAAUUACCCUUCCUGGAAGGACCUCCAUGGAGGCCUGCUUCAAGGGGGAGAUUAGCCCUGGUCCCAUGACCCUUGUUUCUUCCUUCGCUGAACACGAUUCCUUCGCACAGCUGCUUGCCGACGCUAUGGCCUCUCCCAACGCCUUGACCACGACUGGCCGCACCGGCGGCAGAGAUGGCGCAGGUGGAGAGGGAGGCCUGAGGUUCAAGCUGGGAAGUCCCCUAGGACUCGCCCUCCUGAGCCCUCAGUCCCCGUUCGUCAGCAUCCCGCCGGGACUCAGCCCCGCUACUCUUCUCGAUUCGCCUGUUUUCCGCCAUCCUGCUGGUCAGGGCCCUUUUGGAAUUUCCCACCAACAAGCAUUGGCGCAUGUUACAGCCCAAGCUGUUCAGUCCCAGGCCCAUAUGCACCUGCAAUCCGAUUAUACAUCUGGACAACAGCCCAUGUCAAUGCUUCCAUUUUCACAAGCAGCUGUUCCUGGGGCUGGACCAGCUCCUGUUCAAGAGGUGCCAUCCGGUAAUGCUGAUGAGAAAACCAAUACCUCAGAAACAACUGAAUACGCACAUUCGAACCAGAGAACUCAACAGCACCCGGUUGCUGUUGAUAAGCCCUCCAGUGAUGGGUAUCACUGGAGAAAGUAUGGACAGAAGCAGGUAAAGGGGAGUGAAUUUCCUAGAAGCUACUAUAAGUGCACAUCUCCUAAUUGUCCUGCUAAGAAGAAGGUAGAGCAUUCUCUUGAAGGUCAAGUGACAGAGAUAAUCUACAAGGGUCAACACAACCAUCAACCACCUCAGCCCAGUAAACGUGCGAAAGGUGGUGGGUCCACUGAUGUCAACGGGAACUUCAAUUUGGUAAAAACUGAAAUGGGGACGCAAGACUAUGUGGCGAAUGCCAGCAGAGAAGAAAUGAAGGUUAAGAAGAAUCAAGAUGGGGAACAGUCAUCUGCCUCAAGUGAGGAUGAGGAAGGCGGGGAUGAUACUAGAACAGAUGAUGGGGAUGAUGGCGAACCUGAUCCAAAAAGAAGGUGCAUUGACACUGGAGUGACACAGGCAGCUGCUCCACACAGGACAAUCAUGGAGCCCCGUAUUAUUGUGCAGACAACAAGUGAAGUUGAUCUUUUGGAUGAUGGCUACAAAUGGCGGAAGUAUGGACAGAAAGUUGUGAAAGGAAAUCCACAUCCCAGGAGUUACUACAAAUGCACAAACGCUGGUUGCAGUGUCCGAAAACAUGUCGAGAGAGCAUCAACAGAUCCGAAGGCAGUCAUAACAACAUAUGAAGGAAAACACAACCAUGAUGUGCCUGCGCCAAGAACUAGCAGCCACCAUACAGUCAAUCCAGGAAGUUCCAGUAACAAUACAUUGCCAAAGCCAGUGAAUCCUCCCGUAUCUGACAAACCUGCUACUCUGAAAAUGCUCUCUUGGGGAAACAAUGAGCAACAGCAUGUGACAACACUUCAGAGUGGGAGUUUCGUGUUACCUAAGCAUGAGGUUGAUGCCGGUCAAAGCAACAAUGCAUCACAAAAAUAGUCUUUCUUUUUCCUUUUUCUUUUUUGCCCAUACAUUUUUUUGGCUAUUGCAUGCACCUUUUGCCCGUGGUGGAAGCACAUAGAAAUAUCAGAAGCUGCAUAAAGAGCUUGCUAGGCAAGUUGUUGUACUUGUUAACACCACAGUUGUUUAUUAAAUUUAAAUUGUAUGGUAGUCCUGUUCAUCUGUAUAUUAGGAUGCUUGGUGAGGUGGGUGUACUUCUUACUUAACGGCUGCAAGUUGAGGUUGGUGGAUUUUUUUUUGUGUCUU